Molecule: messenger RNA, 1590 nt
Organism: Vespa velutina
Lineage: Eukaryota; Metazoa; Arthropoda; Insecta; Hymenoptera; Vespidae
Product: odorant receptor 94a-like
Exons: 5
Coding region: 207-1352 (381 amino acids)
Biological process (GO): sensory perception of smell; detection of chemical stimulus involved in sensory perception of smell
Cellular component (GO): plasma membrane
Molecular function (GO): olfactory receptor activity; odorant binding
Source: RefSeq, a predicted model, not a curated record
AUGACAUACUUCUAUUGCAAAAUAUUGAAUUACUUUGACCGUAUCAUUCAUAUGAGAGAAAGAAUAGUCGCAUCAAUAAAAUAAAAAUUUAGUUCGUGAGAAUAUAUCCUUCAGUGCAUGUAGGAAGUUAGACUUUAUGAAAAAUUGCUCGUCGCAGGAUUAUUAUCCUCGUAGAAAGUUCAAGUAAACGAUGCUAGAAAAGUGAUAUGUCAAAGAACAAAUUGAGUGCUUUUCAUUCGCAUAUAACUAUGGCUGUAUUAAAAUCGAUAUUUAUUAUUCUCAGUAUCUGCGGAUGUUGGAGACCUUCAUCUUGGUCGCACUCGUUUUUUAAAUGUCUCGCUCAUAAUUUAUACACAUUCUUUAUAGCUCUUCUAGUAUCAUCUCUGUCUUUAUCGCAAAUGAUCGGUAUUGCUUCAAUCGCAAUUGAUUCGGGCGAAGUUUCCGAUGAUAUUUACGUAUUCUUAGCACAUUUCGUAUCUUGUUUCAAAAUGUUAUGUCUUGUGGUCAAUCGUAACAAUAUUGUUAAAUUAAUUGAUACUCUGGGACAAGAACCGUAUCGACCAUUGGACGAUAUGGAAACGAACAUUCAAACAAAGUUUGACAAAUUGUCUCGUAUUUGGAUAUUUUUCUUUCUCAGGUUCAACAUUCACAGUUAUGUAUCCUUGAUUACAUUCACGGUGAGCCACUUUUUAUUCAUGUCAUUGAUUACAGACUUUAGAAAAAGACAAUUAACUUUCCAAGCUUGGUUGCCGUUCGACGAUAGCAUGACACCCGUUGUAUUUUAUUUAACUUACGCUCACCAAAUGAUAGCACUGACAUUAGGGGCAAUGAUUCACGUCGCUCUAGAUACUCUGAUCAGCGAUCUUCUCCUAAACAUUUGCUGUCAGAUUAGAAUUUUGGAAAAUCGCCUUACAAAUAUCACGAAUGAACGGAAGGUCAUUUUGAAACUUUGCAUUCGUCAUCACGAAUGUAUAUACGGGUUUGCUGCUGACGUAAAUGAAACGUUUAAAUUUGCAAUUUUCGUCCAAUUUCUUGCAAGUACAUUCACAGUCUGUUUUACUCUAUUCCAAAUAACAAAAAUAUCAGUUAAUAGUUUGGAAUUUUUAAAAAUGACAUUAUUUAUGUUUGGCAUGUUAAUCCAAGUGUAUCUCUACUGCUGGUAUGGGAAUUUAGUAACUGUUAAGAGCGAAGAAAUUGUCUACCAAAUGUUCGAUACAGAUUUGAUGGAGCUAAACAAUGACAUCAAGAAGAGUCUUUUGAUUAUGAUGCAUCGUACGACGAGGCCGAUCGUUAUUAUCGUUAUGAAUCUGUUCCCUCUGAAUAUCGAUUCGUUCGUGAGCGUCAAUAGUUAAGACCGCAUACACGGCAUACAAUUUCUUGGAGCAAACUUAAGAAGAGUAAGUAGAAAAAUGUAGAAAAAGAGACCAAUGUAAAUGAUUUCAAUUAGUGCUUAGAUAUGAUAGACUUAUGAUGUAAAUAUUAAAAAUUGCAAUAGAGAUAAAAAGAGAAGAAUAAAAUAAUAUUACCUGCAAGAAAAUUCAUUGGGCUUCCUGUUUUAUCGCUUAAGGUAAUAAAAUUAUAUUUUCAUGU